Molecule: messenger RNA, 1467 nt
Organism: Alternaria incomplexa
Lineage: Eukaryota; Fungi; Ascomycota; Dothideomycetes; Pleosporales; Pleosporaceae
Exons: 1
Coding region: 1-1467 (488 amino acids)
Source: RefSeq, a predicted model, not a curated record
AUGUUCCAGCGAUGCGCGCGAUUCAUCGGCUUUCGCAAUGCCAUCGCCCUUACGGCUGGCUUGGGUGUCCUGCUUCUUUGUAAUAGCGUCUUGUUGCUGUGGCAAUUCCGCUCGCCUUCACAACCCGCACAUCGCGACAAGCUGAUCCAUCAUGGUCCAAGCACGCAGCAAAUGCACCCCAUCGAUGAGCUCAUGGUAGACGCGCAACGCAAAUUUGGAGAGCUCAUCUCAGAACGAACAUACGACCUAAAUUCGGCAGCUGAAGCAUACCGACAAAGGCGCGGUCGUAAUCCACCACCUUACUUUGACGCCUGGUUUGAGUAUGCGCAAAAACACGAUGCGGUCAUUGUCGAAGGACUGUUCGAUCAGAUCUACCGUGAUCUAAGACCUUUUUGGGGUGUGUCUGCAAAGAGUAUGCGUGGCUUUGCACAACACUAUGAACAUCGCAUCUCAGUAAGAAACGGAACCGCCACCAGGACGGAAAACCAGGGUCCAGGCACGCCGACGGACCGUAUGUUCGCGUGGUGGGACAUGGUCAGGCGCAUGGAAGGCUUGCUACCUGAUCUCGAUAUCGCCGUCAACUUGAUGGAUGAGAGUCGAGUCAUCGUACCGUGGGAGGAGAUGAGCAAUUACACCGAGAUUGAGACCCUGACGAGGAAAAUACUGCCCGGUGACGAGACCAUCUCUGAGUACGGCAGCUUCCAAGCCUUGGAUGAGACGUCCGGAGAGCCGCCUCAAGUGAACUGGAUCGGACCGGGCGAGCCAUAUUGGGAGUUGGCGCGGAAAGCAUGUCCACCCGAUUCACCUGGCCGGAACCAAGUCGCCGCCACGAACCUUGCUGGACCUCCUCCUUUUCCUCGGGGCUAUCCAGAGCGCUCGUAUAAAGGCUACGUGCAGAACUGGGACUUGGUGAGAGAUGCUUGCCAACAAAAGCAUCUACAAGAGUCCCAUGGAACAUUCAUCGAACCGGUUUCGAUAUCAACGACUCACGCUCUAGUGCCCAUCUUCGGUGAAACGAAGUUGCAGCAAAAUUCGGAUAUCCUCAUUCCUCCCGCUGCCUAUCUCUCUGAGGCGUUUGCAGGCGGUGACUACUCAGGCACAAAUCGCCAUGGCAAGAAUUGGUCGGAGAAAACAGCAGGCGCUGUAUGGCGGGGUGUCGCCAGUGGAGGUCGUAACAAGGCAGAAAACUGGACGCGCUUCCAUCGGCACCGCUUCGUUUCCAUGUUAAAUGGGACAUAUGUGCACAACCUUGAGAUGGACUCAAAGGCAGCGGAAGGAGGCCAAACAUACAGCCCGCAGUCAUACACGACGUAUCAUCUAGAAGCGACGAGACACAUGAACAUGGGUACUUGGCUCGACCGGAUUGCGAAUGUCGGCUUCACGGACCUUUUGUGCUUCCCACAGUCUGGCAAGCGGACUUGCGACUACAACGAGCAGUGGUUCGGCACUGUAGAGAAGGUUUCCUAG